Messenger RNA from Manis pentadactyla (Chinese pangolin), 3565 nucleotides. RefSeq names its product RNA binding motif protein X-linked (gene RBMX). Gene Ontology annotation, molecular function: RNA binding. The transcript has 11 exons. Gene Ontology annotation, biological process: positive regulation of mRNA splicing, via spliceosome. The coding region runs from base 199 to 1374 and encodes 391 amino acids. Gene Ontology annotation, cellular component: spliceosomal complex. The record is from RefSeq and is a predicted model, not a curated record. NCBI's taxonomy places the organism in Eukaryota, Metazoa, Chordata, Mammalia, Pholidota, Manidae.
UCAGCCUCGUUCCCGGGCAGUAUAAAGUUUGCUGUCUCCUUUGUUCGUCCUCGUUGCGCAGUAGUGCUAGCGGCUUUCCUCUUUCCUCGUCUGUUCCGGCAGGUCUCCCUUGUGCUGAGCUGCUAGGAAAGCCCUGUUGGCGAGCUCGCAGGAGCUUGAACCCGCCGUCACUCCUCCGACUCUCACCAGGGAAAAAAAAUGGUUGAAGCCGACCGCCCAGGAAAGCUCUUUAUUGGUGGCCUCAAUACAGAAACAAAUGAGAAAGCCCUUGAAGCAGUAUUUGGCAAAUAUGGACGAAUAGUGGAAGUACUCUUGAUGAAAGAUCGUGAAACCAACAAAUCCAGAGGAUUUGCUUUUGUCACCUUUGAAAGCCCAGCAGAUGCUAAGGAUGCAGCCAGAGACAUGAAUGGGAAGUCUUUAGAUGGAAAAGCCAUCAAGGUAGAACAGGCCACUAAACCAUCUUUUGAAAGUGGUAGACGAGGACCACCUCCACCUCCAAGAAGCAGAGGCCCACCAAGAGGUCUUAGAGGCGGAAGAGGAGGAAGUGGAGGAACCAGGGGACCUCCCUCACGAGGAGGGCACAUGGAUGAUGGUGGCUAUUCCAUGAAUUUUAAUAUGAGUUCUUCCAGGGGACCACUUCCAGUAAAAAGAGGACCACCACCACGAAGUGGGGGUCCUCCUCCGAAAAGAUCUGCCCCUUCAGGACCAGUUCGAAGCAGCAGUGGAAUGGGAGGAAGAGCUCCUGUAUCACGUGGAAGAGACAGUUACGGAGGCCCACCUCGAAGGGAACCCUUACCCUCUCGUAGAGAUGUUUAUUUGUCCCCAAGAGAUGAUGGAUAUUCUACUAAAGACAGCUAUUCGAGCAGAGAUUACCCAAGUUCUCGUGAUACGAGAGAUUAUGCACCACCACCAAGAGAUUAUACUUACCGUGAUUAUGGUCAUUCCAGUUCACGUGAUGACUACCCAUCAAGAGGCUAUAGUGAUAGAGAUGGCUAUGGUCGUGAUCGUGACUAUUCAGAUCAUCCAAGUGGAGGUUCCUACAGAGAUUCAUAUGAGAGUUAUGGUAACUCACGUAGUGCUCCACCUACACGAGGGCCCCCGCCAUCUUAUGGUGGAAGCAGUCGCUAUGAUGAUUACAGCAGCUCACGUGACGGAUAUGGUGGAAGUCGAGACAGUUACUCAAGCAGCCGAAGUGAUCUCUACUCAAGUGGUCGUGAUCGGGUUGGCAGACAAGAAAGAGGGCUUCCCCCUUCUAUGGAAAGGGGGUACCCUCCUCCUCGUGAUUCCUACAGCAGUUCAAGCCGCGGAGCACCAAGAGGUGGUGGCCGUGGAGGAAGCCGAUCUGAUAGAGGGGGAGGCAGAAGCAGAUAUUAAAAACAAACAACUUUGGACCAAAAUCCCUGUUCAAAGAAACAAAAAGUGGAACUUAUUCUGUCAUAACUACCCAAGGACUACUAAAAGGAAAAAUGUAUUACUUUUUUUAAAUUUCCUGUUAAGUUCCCUCUCCAUAAUUUUUAUGUUCUUGUGAGGAAAAAAGUUAAAACAUGUUUAAUUUUACUUGGUUUUUAUGACAUUGCUUUUCAACAAGCAAAUGUUAAAUGUGUUAAAACAUGAGUUGUGUACUAGUGUUGUAAUUUUCCAAGUGUCCCUGAAGGCCACCUCCUGAUUUUCCCCAGUAAAUAAGGCAAACAAUUUUAACAUCUUCCACAAACAUCUAGCCAUCUAAAAUGGAGAGAUGAAUCCUUCCUAUACAAACAAGCUAGCUAUUAGAGGGUGGUUGGGGUGUGCUACUCUUAGGAUUUCAGAGUAUCUUACAACUGAAAUCUCAAUGUUCUCAGUAUGAAAAAUCUGAGAUCAGAUGCUUAUGUAAGGAAAGUGCUAUUCACCCAUAAAUCCAAAAAAGCAAAUGGAUAGUGCUGGCUAUAUUUUGCCUUUGACAUUUCCUUGGGAAUCUACAAGAACCUCCCCCCUUCCCUCCUCCCCCAAUAAGACCAUUUAAGUGUGUGUUAAGCAACUACAGAAUACUAAAUAAAAUUUGGCCAAACCAACCAUGAAGCUGCAAACGAUGCUUGCUCUUACUGUUUCAAAUUUUUGCAACUCUGUAGUGUCUCACUUUUAAGGAACAGCUUGAUUGCAAAGGAGAAAAUAGAUAAGCAAUGAAGUUAUCUCCAACUUCUCAAAGGCUUAUGACUUCUAAAAAGUGAAUCUAUCAGCAUUCCACAUCAGAUUUAAAGCAUCCAAUGCCUGAAACAGCAAAGAUGGUUGAGGAUUCUGGUCAUAUGGUCAUGAGUGCUGGUUUAUUCACACUAGAUAAAGCAGCAAGACCAAAUGAAAUGUUAAGAGUUACUGAAGCAGAAGAAUGCUGGUUGCAAAGGCACAAGAGUUGCAUAAGCAGUACUCAUCAGAAGUGGUUCGGUGCAGACAAUAGAUUGUUGCUUUAAAGGAAUCCUGAGGAAGGCAUCAAUGUUCCUUGGUUAGCACUCUUAACCUAGGGGGAGGGGUCCUUACUUAAAACAAGUAAUUGACCAGGUGGAGAAAGGGGAACAAUUGAGAAAAUUGGUAAGUGGAGGUAGUUGAGAAGUUCUUGUGGUUCCUUGUCGACUUUACAGUUUUGGCUUUCAUUUUGUUCAGCUAAAGUCACAUUGACAACUCCACAGUUUAGACCUUCCUAAUGAUCACUGUCAUAAAGUUGAAUUAGAAAAAAAUGAAAGGCAUUAAGUGGUGGUUCUCAAUCCAGCAAAGUGAUUUUCAGCAAAUGAAACAUUUUUGCAUUCAUCCAGAAGUGGGAUUUAGUUACAAAGUAAAACAAAAGAGUAGUAUCUGGAAACUAAAAGUAACUGGAAGCACAGAUAAUAUGCUUGAAAGGACACUUUAAAAAUGAGAUAAAGUCGGGCCAGUUGGCUUUUUUUUUUUUUUUUUUUUUUUACUAUUGUAAGCCUACUUUACCCACACUUGGAAACAAAAGAUAAAACUUCAUAAGUGUCAGUAGUAUAAAAAGCUAAUGUUCUCAAAGGAGACAGAUUUGAGUUGGGUUAGAAGAACCAGCUCAACUUCUGAGGAUUUUUGCAUAGUGAAAAGUAUGCUCAUGUUUAACAUUUGCAAUUGUGGAAAGUGAUAGAGAUUUAACCCUCAUUUGACAGGCUUCUGUAAUCACAGACCCUGAGGAUAUUGGCCAAAUUGAAAUAGCUGCUGUGCUUACAUAGCUGUCUUCCUCAGUCCUUUACUUGGGUUUAUCCUGAGGACCGUUUGACCCUGGAUUUUUGGAUACCAUGAAGAUAUUAUAGAACAUAGAUUAAAGCUAGUAAAUAUGAAUGCUAAAUUAAAAUUUUAAGUAUGCUUAAAUGACCAGAUAGCUGUAUGGAAAUUAGUUUACUGACCCAGUAGACUUAAUUCUGCUCCCAUUGGAAAAAGAAUCUUACUGAUUCUUCCGGCUUUACACUGUUGUAAAAGAAAUAAUGACAGUGUUUUCCUUGUUGGACUGGUAGUGAAUAUAGAACUUAGGUGUCAGAUAAGUUUCUCUUUUUGGAAUGUUUUGUAUCUGAAACUUAAUAAAACUUAAAAUGCU